Messenger RNA from Camelus dromedarius (Arabian camel), 1707 nucleotides. It is a transcript of the gene SPATA32, whose product is annotated as spermatogenesis associated 32. Gene Ontology annotation, biological process: spermatogenesis. The record is from RefSeq and is a predicted model, not a curated record. Gene Ontology annotation, molecular function: actin binding. NCBI's taxonomy places the organism in Eukaryota, Metazoa, Chordata, Mammalia, Artiodactyla, Camelidae. Gene Ontology annotation, cellular component: perinuclear region of cytoplasm.
AUGGCUGUCUCCACCCUCACCUGCCUGUUUGCUGCUUCCCUUUGCCUCCUUGGGGAGGAGGAGAAAGACGCCAAGGCCUGGGCAGCAGGUUUUUGGAGAUCCCUGAGCACCCAGAAGGGGCAGCAGCCUUGUGCCUGUGUGCCCAGGACAGGUGUAAAGGUCAGCCCAGCGGACCCAAGGCUUACAGGUCGCUGCCCUCCUCACUGCCCUGGGCCUGCUUCAGAGAGUAGAGCCGCCCGUCCUGUAUCUCCGGAGAGGGGCUCUGGCUGCGGGGAGGGGUGGACUCACCUUCUACGGAGGACCUCCCCCAACCGCCAAGCCCACCCACGCCAGGAAUCGGGAGCGCUGUUUCCUACCCGCGGGGUCGCGCAAGAAACGUCACAGAGGCGGCGACAUCACAGGCGCCGGCGCCCCCGGCAUCUCCACCGCCCCCCACGGACCCUCACCAAAGAGCGCACUGGAGGCGGAGGGGCAGCAGCCACCAGCCCGCUCCCCGCCUCCCCGACAGCCUCGGUCAGCAUGGGGGUGACAGGUGCCAAUGGAUUUCCCUGCUGUGGCAAGGAGUCGGUGGACAUUGUGGAUACACAGGGUAACAUAAACCAAUACCAGUUCCAGCCAACACAAGACGAAGAUGAAAUGGAGCUGGAGAAGGAAUUGCUAGAGCUGGAGCCUCCACACAGAGAGGUUGUGGACCUGGACUCAGAAUUGGAGCUGGAACAGAAGCCCAAGGCUUCCUCACUGCUGGAGCUGUGCCCCGCAGCCAAGCUCAAGUCCGAGGUCAAGCUGGACACGGAGCCCAAGUUGGAGGUGCCCGAUCUGGAAUUCUGCAGUGAAGACGCUGGGCCACAGGGGUACAGGAUACAGUCACUCCACCCCUACACUGAGGGGCUCACGCAGCAGGACGUUGGCCAAUGGCAUAUGAGGUCAAACUCCAGCUACUUGGGCUCCGCAGAAGAUGACCAGGUGUCCACCAACCAUCGCUCUAUCCGUGUGCAGACCUCAAAGCACCUCUUCUGGGCAGACAAGCUCAUCCAGGCCUCAGAACACAGCCUGCAGAAGGCGAUCAGCACGCAGCCACAGCCUGUCAAAAAGAGCACAGAUGAGACCACCAGCCAUCUAGACCAACAGUCGGUCCCCAAGGGCACCAUGUGCUCCAAGGAGCAGCUCCAGGACCCCAGUGCCCAGCCAGCUCUUCCAGCCACAGGCUCCCAGCCAUCCUCCUCCCCAGCAACCAUCGGCCUGGCAGACCUGAUCAACUUCGCAUCUUCCCUGGCCAUGGCCUCCUCCAGCAAGAUGGACUUACCCAAUUUGGAGCACAUGGUCAAAGCCCCACCCCAGAAGGCCACGGAGCCUCCUACAGAGCCCACCAUGGAUGAGCCAGAGCAGGAAAAGCUCACUAAUGAGUUGCUAGAGAAGCCACCAGAGAAACCACUAGAAGCCGGGGAGCUGCAGAAAGCUCUGAAGCAGAAAGACAAGAGUUUCCCCCACCCUUACCUUGACUUCAGCAAGCAGGGGUUCAAGAGUGCCAAUAUUGAAGGGGAAGUGAAGUUUCUCCAGCCCCCGAACAUGUCCCCUCAGCUGCAAGAAGCUGUGAAAGACUCGGUGCCGGGAACCAAGAAAGGGAAUCCAUUAUUGCUGAAAAUCCAUUUUAAGCUGUCGUCCCCUAAUUCCCCAGAGAAAUGACUAGACAAAACCAGUAAAGCCUCC